Messenger RNA from Suillus paluster, 1731 nucleotides. RefSeq lists its product as uncharacterized. The record is from RefSeq and is a predicted model, not a curated record. Lineage: Eukaryota; Fungi; Basidiomycota; Agaricomycetes; Boletales; Suillaceae. Bases 171 to 1454 code for a protein of 427 amino acids. The transcript is spliced from 5 exons.
UUGUCACAAAGGCUAAUUCAAAUAGCCAAAAACCCCUUUCAAUUGCAACAGACAAGGACCAGACAGGACCGUACUCUUCCGUUGCAUUCAGUAGGCGGAAACGCACGGAAUCUAUAGCCCUUUGAUUGGAGUACUCUUAACUCCACUGCACACUGGACAACCGUACCAUCAUGUUCACCAGUAACACAUCACCCGUCGAAACUCCUAGUUCGCCCGUCUUCAAUGAAAAACAUAUCGAAGAAUCUCCACCGUCUUCCCCGGUGCACAUCGCCAACCCAGUCAUCUCAAGUGCGGAGUUUGUCCUCGAACAAACAAAUGUCGUCAAAAUUAAUAACGACGCGGUCAAAAAAGCCGCCCAAUACAUUUUGCGAAAACUCUCCUCCGAGUCUUAUACUCCUCGCACAUGGCGCACGCAUCCCUUGCACAUAUUCCCUCCGGAGCCAUAUGACCCUGACGAUAUAGUCACGGGUGCAUGUCUGAACUGGAUAUUUCUCAUAUCCUCUCUGAAUUUCAGUUUUUGGUCUGAAAAAGAAGGCCAGCCAGACCGCUACGGCGUCGAAUGGCGAACUAGCUGGGGAAGCGAAACGACAACAGUCCACACCGGGUACUGGAGUCUAGUAGCUGCUCUGAAUCGAGCACUGGAGGAGGGUAUACCCAUCAUCGAUCCCAGAUUUUAUUCCUCAGAAACACUGUGCCCAGACUCGCUGAUAGCUCACAUAUUCCGUGCUGCACCUCAAUCCACUGAACCAGUGCCCCUUUUCAAUGAGCGCUUAGCGAUCAUGCGCGAAGUGGGCACCAAACUAUGUAACGUAAGCUUUUCCCUAUAUGUAUGCAUUCUGGUGUUUAUAGCCGCACAGGAAUUCGGGGGAUCGUACCUAGGGUUUCUUGAUGCCUUCCAAAGAAGACACAGCAAUCAAGGCACGGCCCUUGACCUCGUCCAAUUCGUCACGGACUCCUUCCCGAGUUUUAGAGACGAACAACUGUUCAACGGACGGCGAGUAUGUUUCUGGAAGCGGCCCCAAAUUCUAGUCGCAGAAACCUGGGCAGCUUUCUACCCUGAAAAUGCACACACCCCACACCCCAUUUUCCCCGGACUCUCCGGACCCCUCAUAAGCGACCUAACGAUGUUCGCAGACUACCGCGUUCCUCAAAUCCUACACCACCUCCGCAUCCUCACCUAUCCUGCAUCUCUGAUCCGCAAACUGCGCAACGGCACGGAACUCGGUCUCGGAUCGAAAGAAGAAAUGAGCUUGCGUGCUGCGAGCAUCAUCGCUGUGGAGCAGAUCCGAAAUGAGAUAAUCUCUUGUGAAUCAAACUGGGAAGCGAGCAGUGUGCUGAUCGAUUUCUAUCUUUGGGAUCUUGCCAAAAAACUGGAAAGAGGAGAAGAGCGUAUUGAUGGGAUUGAUACGGAUGAUAUCGAGCCUGCGCACAGAACGAGGAGUAUAUGGUACUAAGCCUUUGGUUUUAUCAAUAGACAUAGACAUAGAUAUAAACUUCACUUAUCUUCGGGUUUCUUUUCCCCCUUUCCCCGGUGGAAUCGGUCGUUACUCUAGAUGCGGUUAGAUCCUUGGCUCGCCUAUCUCACAUUUAAAAAUUCGCAAUGACGACGCUUUGACUGAUUACACAUGAAAUCAGCUUGCUCCACAGCCGAGGCUCGAUCUUCUUGAUGGCACGCCGUCGAAGUUUUGAUCUAAACCACGCCGACGUACCAUUCUGAUGAACCCAAAUGGC